CGGCUUCUUCACACUAUCACAUCCAAUCAGUCGCCAUGCCUCCAGGGUAUAUCACCUCUGCCCACCCCUCCUCGCCGGGGAUAUGUGUGUGACGCUGCCUCGUUCUGCAUGGGAUGUGCAAAUCUUGCUCCCAACUCUGGAGAUGCCCUUUGUCCCUACUUAAUCACUCUGGGUUGGCGGCUUCCAUAUCAUGAUGCCCAUGUGUCUUCUGCCUUUGCUCAUUCUCCUCUCUCCUGCUGUUACUGCUGGUUCAGUAUUCCAGGAGUAUUCGAGUGUCGUGUCCAAACUGAACCGCCGUGCGGAGGACCUCUCGACCGCAGUCCCGUUGGAUGAAUCUCUGUUGGCCAUCCAAAUUGGUGGUAUCGUCGGGGCAUACGUGAUCUUUGUUGCGAUCCUCCUGAGUCUGUUACUUUUUGUGGGACGACGUCUGCGACGGGCGGUGCAGGCCUCCAACUAUAGCCUGCACGUGGAGAUGAUGAAGCCUGCUAAACCUCCCGUGAGCCUGGAUCCGAGCCCGGUCACUCCGCUCUCUGCGACCCUCCCCAGUCCAAAUAGGACGCACUCCUUCAAUCAGUCCUGGAGUAGCCUGGGCAAAGGGCCUCACUCUCACAUGGCGGGGAACGGAAGUGCAGCCACCAUCGAUGAGUCGGUGCUUGCCUCCGACCGCCGCAGGGCACAGGAGGAGAUGGAGAUGCUGUAUGCCGCGGUCAUGGAGCAUGACGCCCGGAAGGAAUUGGCGAUGGAGACGGGUCGGGACGAGAAGGAGAUCCAAUCUCCCGAUACAGUCUAUACCAGCCCGUUCAGCGACCGGUCGUCCAGGGUCUCCGAGGGACCAUCAUUUGCGCCCAUGAAAUCUCCGACGAGUCCACGGUCCAACUCCCGCCUGUCUAGGAUCUCGUCGCUCUCCUUGUUCAACUCCAACUCCAAUUCCAGCUCUCAAUCCCAACCCAAUGCCACCUCGAAAACCCCCGCCAACACCGGCAAGAUUCUCCGGUCGCCGCGAUUCAACCUUCGAAAAAUGUCCAUCUCCUCCCCGCUGGCAUCUCCCGAUGUGACCGCGACCAAUUCGUACGGCGAGGAACAGCCCCCGCUGACUCCGCGGAUCUACCACCCGCCACCCCCUCCCGCUCCUCCCGCGCGGAUCAAUCGCACUGCUGUCGAGAAGGUCGUCGGGGUAAGUCGGGCGCCGGCGCCCGCACCGCUGAGCUUGUCGACUGCGGGGCAUGGUAAGGGCGCGUCAUCAUUGCCCUUCCGGGAUGCGUUCCCGCUGCAGAGCGCCCCCGCUACAAAGACGACGGUCCUGGAACGACCCGUGAAGCCGCUGAAUGGACCGCGGACGGGCAUGCCGACGCCCUACAGUCCUUACAUGCCCUUCACGCCCGUGACGCCGCUCACUCCGAGUCGAAUGGUGACCAAGCGACAACGCAAGCGUGAAGCCAAGGACAAUGGGCUGCGGGCUUUGGAUGAGAAUGACGUUGUCAAGGAUGACAGCGAUGUGUGGGGGUGAUUUUUAUUUUCUUCUAUUCUUAUACUGGACUGUUUCAUGAUUUGUCUGCUUUCCGGGUGUGACUAGGUGUCUAGGGAGUCGUUUGAACUAUGUGGACAGUGCUGGCACUCGGUGCUU
Messenger RNA from Aspergillus candidus, 1624 nucleotides. RefSeq lists its product as uncharacterized. The coding region runs from base 191 to 1507 and encodes 438 amino acids. NCBI's taxonomy places the organism in Eukaryota, Fungi, Ascomycota, Eurotiomycetes, Eurotiales, Aspergillaceae. The record is from RefSeq and is a predicted model, not a curated record. The transcript has a single exon.